Messenger RNA from Triplophysa rosa, 1787 nucleotides. Its product is annotated as NADH-cytochrome b5 reductase 3. Gene Ontology annotation, cellular component: mitochondrion. The coding region runs from base 125 to 1009 and encodes 294 amino acids. NCBI's taxonomy places the organism in Eukaryota, Metazoa, Chordata, Actinopteri, Cypriniformes, Nemacheilidae. The transcript is spliced from 9 exons. Gene Ontology annotation, molecular function: FAD binding; oxidoreductase activity. The record is from RefSeq and is a predicted model, not a curated record.
GCUAACUGCAUUUCAGGAAGAGAGCGUCAGUCAGUUCGUUAGGGCGCUGUACUUCCCAAUAAAGUUAUAUUUGUGCUGACAGCGUCAGUGUUUCAUAUAGUCUCUGUAAACACUGCAAGAGAAAAUGUCCUUCCUUCUUAAGCUUAUUCAAGGAUUCUUUGAUUUCAUCCUGAAACUCUUCGGCUGGAAGAGAAGACCUGCUUUAACCCUCGAGGAUCCCAAUGUGAAGUAUCCGCUGCGCCUAGUGGACAAAGAGGUUAUUAGCCACGAUACAAGGAGGUUUCGGUUUGCUUUAAAAUCACCAGAUCAUGUUCUUGGGCUUCCUAUUGGUCAACACAUCUACCUAUCUGCCAAGAUAGAUGGGAACCUUGUGGUCAGACCCUACACCCCUGUGUCUAGUGAUGAUGACAAAGGCUUUGUUGAUCUGGUCGUGAAGAUAUACUACAAAAACGUCCACCCAAAGUUUCCUGAGGGUGGGAAGAUGUCCCAGUACUUGGAGAGUCUUCGUCUUGGUGACACAAUAGAUUUCAGAGGGCCAAGUGGACUGCUGGUUUACAAAGGCAAAGGAUCGUUUGCUAUCAGGCCUGAUAAAAAGUCACCCCCCGUAAUGACAACUGCAAAGCAUGUUGGCAUGAUCGCAGGGGGAACGGGCAUUACACCCAUGCUUCAGAUAAUCAAUGCAGUCAUGAAGGAUCCAAAGGAUGAGAUUGUUUGUUACUUGCUAUUUGCAAACCAGACAGAGAAAGACAUUCUUCUACGGCCUGAGUUAGAUGAAGUCUUGGCUAACAACCCAACACGUUUUAAGCUGUGGUACACACUCGACAGGGCUCCAGAGGGAUGGGAGUAUAGCCAAGGCUUCAUCAGUGAGGACAUGGUAAGGAACCAUCUUCCUCCUCCUGGAAAUGACACACUCAUCCUCAUGUGUGGACCUCCUCCUAUGAUCCAGUUUGCCUGUAACCCCAACCUGGACAAGGUGGGCCAUUCCAACGACAGACGCUUCACCUUCUAGAAGAACCCUGCAAGCGUCAUUGAAAACCACUUGAAGUUUAUUGCAUCUUCAAAAUUAUAAUCGUGCUUUCCUUUCCACACCAAUCCUUAUUUACAGACCUAGUAUCCAAAUCCUACAGAGUAUGGCUGCUAUGUGCUGAAUGCAAAUUCACUGUAAAGGGGUAAGGUAUCUUUAAUGAUGCAAAGAACUUUAACUUAUGCUUAACUUAUGCAAAGAUGCAUUGCUGACACCUGUUAGUUUGGAUAUUAGUUGGAGAAUUUGUGCAUAUCUGGAAUGGUUGCAAACCAAAAGCAUUUCAUAAUUUCUCUGCACAUAUUUCUGUAUACCAUGUAUUCUGUAUUCUGAGUACCAUGAUUUUUUAAAUAAAAUCAUGCUUUUCUACAUCAAUAUUAACAUGGUCUAUGCAAUUACAGUAUAACAAACAGAGGUCAGAGCUGGUAGUGAAUACAGUAAAAUACAACUUUUAAGAUGUUUUAAUUUGUAAUUAAAGACUAACAUAUCCAUUAAGCCAAGUUCAUGUAUUUCUCACAGGCCAAAUCAGUGUGCAUGAAUGUGUGCACCCUCUAGUGGACAAACAAUUAGCCAAUCCACAUAUUGAUAAAAGUGGCUUAACUUUGACUUGCCUGAAUAGUCUUGACCUCAUGUUGUUCAAAUAUUACUGCCUUUGGCGAGUAUGUACUCUUGAAAGAUUAUGUGCAGAAAAUGAUUCAAACUCCAAUACAACAGAAAUUAUACGGAAGAUAUAUUGUACAAUAAAUACUUUAAAUGCAAAUUAAAA